AUGAAUAUAAAAAUCGAAACCGAGCUGAGAAUAAAAAAACCAUUAAAAAAAAACCACAACCGAACCAAACAAAUCGAUUAACUAAAAUUUUGGCUCGGUUUGGAUCGAAUUUUUGGAUUAGAUCAAUUUUCAAAUAUUUUUGAAUAGCUCUACCAAAGGGAACCCGUUUUAGUUGUUCAUAUGAAUGCUUCCACUGGGAACCUACCAGUGUUAAGACAGCACACCUCUACGGAGCGGAGACUCGUUUCUUUCGAUACGAAGUUUGAAUUGAAGUCAUCUCCGAUCAGUUCAGUCUACAAUAUGGAUCCAGAAACAGCCCUAGGUCUUGUCAAGCACGGCGCCACUCUUCUCUUGCUCGAUGUCCCGCAGUACACCCAUUUCGGCAUUGACACACAGAUGUUUUCUGUUGGGCCAAAUUUUAUGGGUAUAAAGAUGAUUCCUCCUGGUCCUCAUUUUGUAUAUUAUAGCUCAUCGAGCAGAGAUGGCAAUGAAUUCUCCCCUGUUAUUGGUUUCUUUGUUGAUGCUUGUUCAUCUGAGGUAAUUGUUCGUAAAUGGGAUCAAGAGGAGGAACGGUUAGUCAAGCUAUCCGAUGAGGAGGAUGAGAGGUAUUGUAAAGCUGCAAAAAAUUUGGAGUUUGACAGACAUCUUGGUCCUUAUGCACUGAGCCAGUACGGAGAGUGGAAACAUUUAUCUGCCUAUAUUACAAAAGCAACCAUUGAAAAGAUUGAACCCAUUGGAGGAGAAAUUACGGUUAUGAGUGAAUCUGCGAUAAUUGAAAACAUUCCUAAAAGAAGCACAGAGAGAGCUUUAGAUCAGCAGCUGAAGAAUAACAAGUUCUCAAUGUCUCUUGACCAGACUGGGAGGAAAGGAUGUUAUUACUCGCAGAUUCCCCGUGUUGUAAAGCGCAAAGGAAUUCCUGGUCAGGAACUUACUUCAUUGAAUCUUGACAAGACUGUAUUAUUAGAAAACAUAUUGAUGCAAAAUUAUGGUGGUGUUGAAGAACUACUUCUUGGGGAGCUGCAAUUUGCAUUUAUAGCAUUUCUGAUGGGGCAGUCCCUUGAAGCAUAUCUACAGUGGAAAUCUUUAGUUAGCCUUUUGUUUGGCUGUACAGAAGCUCCUUUACAUACAAGGAGCCAUCUAUUCACCAAGUUUAUCAGAGUAAUCUACUACCAGCUGAAGUAUGGACUUCAAAAUGACCGGACCGACACUAGUGUUGCUGGGAGGGGGACAUCAAUUUUAGAUGAAUCCUGGCUAUCUGCUGAUUGCUUUUUGCAUCACCUUUGCAAGGAUUUCUUUUCAAUGGUGCUAGAGGCUUCAGGAGUUGAUGGUGACCUUCUGUCAUGGACGAGGAAACUUAGAGAACUGCUUGAGAAUGCUUUAGGAUGGGAUUUCCAGCAGAGCAGUGCAGUAGAUGGAAUGUACUGUGCAGGAGAUGAUGAGUAUGCUCCUGUAGUUGAGAUGUUGGAUGACCAGUGUGUUAAUGAAGCCCCAGGUGCGUAGGCAUUUUGGUAUAAAUCCAUUAUCGGUGCUCGACAAAUAUCAGAAGGAUCCUUACAUGAAAUCCCAAGCUUCUGGCUAAUUAAUCUAAAUUGUCUGCCAUCUUCUGCCGUUUAACUGGAAGAGGUAUUAGGCUAUUAGGCUAGUUUUCACUUAAGAUAUCGUAAUUUUGUAGAGCCAUUUUAUCACCAUUAGUAGGGAAGAUGUUUUAAAUGUUUCAUAUGUAAUAAUGCACGUCUCAGUGUCUCCUAAGUUUCAGUGUAUUUUUUUUUAAUUAAAAAUAAAUAAAUAAACUAGGUUGUCUUUGUUAGAAUGGAAAAUAAAUGAGUGCUUUGCUAGAAUAAUGGCAUCCAACCAUUUCUAGAGAGCCAAUUUUUCUCA
Messenger RNA from Malania oleifera, 1878 nucleotides. RefSeq lists its product as uncharacterized. The coding region runs from base 181 to 1500 and encodes 439 amino acids. The record is from RefSeq and is a predicted model, not a curated record. The transcript has 13 exons. Lineage: Eukaryota; Viridiplantae; Streptophyta; Magnoliopsida; Santalales; Ximeniaceae. Gene Ontology annotation, biological process: spliceosomal tri-snRNP complex assembly.